Fusarium sp. VM40 is the source of this 2139-nucleotide messenger RNA. Lineage: Eukaryota; Fungi; Ascomycota; Sordariomycetes; Hypocreales; Nectriaceae. The record is from the annotation of a GenBank genome assembly.
AUGGCUACUAUCACUUCGGAGCUUAAGCGUUUUCUUGAGUCGUGGUGCGCACCAGCCUCAAAGGCUCGUUUCGGCCACAUUCAGAUACCCCCCUAUCGCAUAGGGGGUCUACUUGAAACGAUGCGUCAACACUUCCAGACUUCCAAGUCCCACAUGCCUUUCUUUGUCAUCCCGGAUGGAGAAAUGAAGAUCGGAGCUGGUCUCAACUCUGAGAAUGACGAGUUUCCUUCAGAACUCUUGUCGUUCUCUAAGCUUUUGAGCGUGCUUAGACACAACCGAUCUCCUUCAGAUGAUGAUGAUGAUGAUGAUUGGAAGGUGGGCCAUGGAGUUGAGGAUUGGAAGGCUGUUGAAGUACUUCCACGAAGGAGUAUCUUCGUACUCCAGCUUGACCCUGCUGUGUCUGCAGAUUGUGCUCUGGCCUUGAUUGGUCUGGUGAACUGGACGCUAUGGGUGAAUGCACUUCACCUUGAUAACCGUGUGCAGCUAUUGACGAUCUCGGCUGAGAAGGAAAGCAAUUUCCUCUCGAAACUGGUAUCUGUCGCAGCUCCCGGGACUCAAGUCUUGGGUCUUGACUUGUCCGUUCACGGCGAGCAAGAUCCUGAAACAGGCGCUAUUAUCUACAGUACCAUGGAUACUGCUGAAAAAGCUGCCAAGAUUGUGGCCAGUAUUCGCAACCACCCGGAGACGUCUCGCGUCAUUGUGACCUUUGAUAAGGGUUUUUAUCGCGCAUUACGGACUGGGUUAGGAGACGGAUCUGGCUUCGCAGAUGAGAUACAUUGCUCGAAUGGUGAUGUUUCCAAUCUGACCAAGUUGAGAACUGGUGAGGUAGCUGAUAGCAAGACUGUCGUGAUCAUGAUUGAUGGUGAGCUCCCUAUCUUGCCAUUGGAGCUACCUUCUUUCGAUGAACUUUAUCUUGUUCUCUCUGAUGGCGAGUUCACGGGGCCACCAGUCUGGGACUGUACUGCGGCUCAGAUAGUCAUGCAACCUCAAAACCCAUCUCGUGAUGACCGUCGCCUUCAGCUUUGGUGGGGCCGACAGCCAUCAAUAGAGAAUCGUCACAUUUUUGCGACAGGCAAAGGAGUCCCAGCUUUCUUGGACGACUCAUUCACUCGUGAACGCCUCGUGGAGAACAGUCAGCUUGGCGGCUUUAUUGCUGCUGUCUUUGACAUGGGCUCUUGGGGCGUCGACACAGAUGCAGCCAUUGCGUGCUUUGUCCGCUUUUCCCGCCAAGUCGAGGAGAUGUGUGGGAGACUUACUGUCCAAGGUGUCAUAACCAGUCAGGGUCCCCCCAAGGACGAGUCAAACAAACCCUCGCCUGCCCUUGCCUUAUCAGAGGAAGAGGCCAUUGUUUUCCGAGGGGUUCUGUCGCCUCUCGAUUACGACCAUCGCCUUGCUUUGCUGGUGGCCAUUGAAGCCGAACCUGGUGCCCGUAGUACCAAGGUGGAAAUUGCCGCUAUCCUCAAGCAUGGCAGUGGAAACCUCGUUGGACUCACACCCAGUAGUGGUAGAAGAGAACAAAGAAACCUUGAACGGAUGCUCCAAGGGUGCCAAGACGUCCGUCAGGAAUUGAGUUCAAACGGGUCGAUCUGGUUCACUCUUGGCCAAUUCAGACGCGCAAGGCUUAUGCACGACGACGACAGCGAUGAUCUCCAUAAUCUUGUGGAUAUCAACCGGUCGCUCGUGAUCAAUGUAGAUACCCUGAUUGAGGAUAUCAGCAGAGUGCUUCGCAGGGCUGGCAUCUAUCUUCGCAACCGCGAUACUGGCUCCAUGGCCAUGAGCCAAGAGGAGGAGCGUCAGGUUCAGAGAGAUCUCGCUCGAGCCUACAUCUACCAGUUGACCUUUUCGCGCUACCCUGGGCCUGGUCAAAGAAUCAAACAUAAGUUCAUAUCGACUAUGAAUGUUUGCAUUCUACCCACAGACCCCAACCGCGUGAGGUCUACCAUUGACUUUUACCGUCUUGUGUCUCAAGAUGAGGUCGCCCUUGGGAUCUGCCAUGAUCUUAGUUCUUCAGAAACUAAGGGUGAGAUCUUAUCCGAGGACUGGACCUGGAUCCCAGGGCAAGUUGUGGCCAAUUGGCUGCAUGAGAAUGCACCUGGUAGAGAAAUCUACCAGGUGCUAAACGCACACAUUCAGCAUUAG